AUGGCACGCGAAUAUCCCCGCAGAAACAACACAAUCGAGUGCUCGGGUGCGGCUGUUGUGCCUGAAAAGGCAGCCCAGGUAUUGAACUCCGAGGACACAGAUAUUCCACUCAACCAGAAGCACGAUUCUGGCGCUGUGGUGUUCUUGUUCCCUCCAAAUGGACAUCUUCCAUGGUCACUCUCCACUACGUGGCUUGCCUGUAAAAUGUGGAUUCUGGAAAUGUUUAAGCCAGUCAAAGACAACUCUUGCAAGGACGAGCGAGUGGAUAAACUUAUGGCGAGACACACCUCCGGAAAAAAGGCCCUGCAGGCACGGUAUCCCAAGUUGUGGUAUCUCGAGGUAAUCGCUGUCCAUCCGUCGUUACAGUCCCGCGGUCUGGGGGGUGCCGUGAUGAGGGCCAUCCUCGAGCAAGUUGCAGGAAAUCCAAUUUUCCUGGAGUGCACCCGGCAGGAGAAUAUCGGCUUCUAUGAAGGGUUCGGUUUCAAGACAAUAGAGGAGGUGGAGCUCACAGAUAAUCCAGCGCACGCCAAUGAGGAUGGGAAACUCAAGUAUUGGGUGAUGGUGCGAGAGACAGAUAGCACAUAGUGAG
Penicillium subrubescens is the source of this 589-nucleotide messenger RNA. Its product is annotated as GNAT family N-acetyltransferase. The transcript is spliced from 2 exons. NCBI's taxonomy places the organism in Eukaryota, Fungi, Ascomycota, Eurotiomycetes, Eurotiales, Aspergillaceae. Bases 1 to 585 code for a protein of 194 amino acids. The record is from RefSeq and is a predicted model, not a curated record. Gene Ontology annotation, molecular function: acyltransferase activity, transferring groups other than amino-acyl groups.